Molecule: messenger RNA, 2004 nt
Organism: Gymnogyps californianus (California condor)
Lineage: Eukaryota; Metazoa; Chordata; Aves; Accipitriformes; Cathartidae
Gene: XKR4
Product: XK related 4
Exons: 3
Coding region: 1-2004 (667 amino acids)
Biological process (GO): apoptotic process involved in development; phosphatidylserine exposure on apoptotic cell surface; engulfment of apoptotic cell
Cellular component (GO): plasma membrane
Source: RefSeq, a predicted model, not a curated record
AUGGCCGCGAAGUCGGACGGGCGGCGGAAGAUGAAGAAGGGCGGCGAGGUGGCGUUCACGCCGCUGCAGAACUCCGAGCACUCGGGCUCCGUGCAGGCGCUGGCCCCGGGGCUGCCCGCCGGCGCCGGGCCGGGCGGCGGCAGCGACGACGACGAGGCGCCCGGGGGCGGGUGCUGCAGCGGCAGCGGCGGCGGGGACGGCUCGGGCGGCGGCUCCCGCUGCUGCUGCUGCUGCGGCGGCGGCGGCGGCGGCAGAGGAGGCGACGGCGGCGGGGGCUCCCGGGGCUCGGGCGGGGGCUCGUCCUCCUUGUGCCUGCGGCUGGGCAGGGAGCAGCGGCGCUACUCGCUGUGGGACUGCCUCUGGAUCCUGGCCGCCCUGGCCGUGUACUUCGCGGACGUGGGCACCGACAUCUGGCUGGCGGUCGACUACUACCUGCGGGGCCAGCGCUGGUGGUUCGGGCUCACCCUCUUCUUCGUGCUGCUGGGCUCCCUCUCCGUGCAGGUCUUCAGCUUCCGCUGGUUCGCGCACGACUUCAGCACCGAGGACAGCGCCGCCGCCGCCGCCGCCGCCGCCGCCGCCGCCGGGCACUGCCCCGCCGCCGAGAGCAAGCUGCUGGUGAGCAGCGGCUCGGCGGCCGCGGACAUCGACGCCGCUCGCCCCUGCGCGCCGCAGCGGCAGGCGUCCACCGCCAGCAAGAGCAACGCCACCAACAGCAGCAGCAACGGCAGCAGCAACGCCGCCGGCAGCGGCGCCGCCGCCGGUCCCCGCGCCGGCGGCGGCAGGUCGGCGUCCUGCGCCUUCUGCAUCUGGCUCCUGCAGUCGCUCGUCCACAUCCUGCAGCUCGGGCAGGUCUGGAGGUAUUUCCACACAAUAUACUUGGGUAUCCGGAGUCGACGGAGUGGAGAGAAUGACAGAUGGCGGUUUUAUUGGAAAAUGGUGUAUGAGUAUGCAGAUGUGAGUAUGCUGCAUUUGCUAGCCACGUUUCUGGAAAGUGCACCACAGCUGGUCCUGCAACUCUGUAUUGUUGUACAGACUCGUACACUCCAGGCUCUCCAAGGUCUUACUGCUGCAGCAUCUCUUGUAUCCCUGGCUUGGGCUUUGGCUUCCUACCAAAAGGCCCUCCGUGACUCCCGUGAUGACAAGAAACCCAUCAGUUAUAUGGCUGUUAUAAUCCAGUUUUGCUGGCAUUUCUUCACAAUUGCAGCAAGGGUCAUUACUUUUGCUCUGUUUGCCUCAGUUUUCCAGCUGUAUUUUGGGAUCUUCAUCGUGCUGCACUGGUGCAUCAUGACCUUCUGGAUCGUCCACUGCGAGACAGAGUUUUGCAUCACUAAAUGGGAGGAGAUAGUUUUCGACAUGGUUGUUGGAAUAAUCUAUAUCUUCAGCUGGUUCAAUGUCAAGGAAGGAAGGACACGCUGUAGGCUUUUCAUUUACUAUUUUGUGAUCCUUUUAGAAAACACCGCCUUGAGUGCUCUCUGGUAUCUGUACAAGGCCCCACCAAUCUCUGAUGCAUUUGCCAUACCAGCACUGUGUGUAGUGUUCAGCAGCUUUUUAACAGGCAUUGUUUUUAUGCUAAUGUACUAUGCCUUCUUUCACCCCAAUGGACCAAGGUUUGGGCAGUCGCCAAGCUGUGCUUGUGAGGACCCUGCCGCUGCCUUCACCCUCCCCCCAGAAGUGGCCACAAACACUCUACGGUCCAUCUCCAACAACCGGAGUGUCACGAGCGAGCGGGAUCAAAAAUUCGCGGAGAGGGAUGGGUGUGUGCCUGUGUUUCAGGUGAGACCCACCGCACCAUCCACACCUUCAUCCCGGCCACCAAGGAUUGAGGAGUCUGUCAUUAAAAUCGAUCUGUUCAGGAACAGGUACCCAGCGUGGGAGAGACACGUGUUGGACAGGAGCCUGAGGAAGGCGAUCUUAGCAUUUGAAUGUUCCCCUGCUCCUCCACGGCUACAGUAUAAAGAUGAUGCCCUUAUCCAGGAGCGCUUGGAAUAUGAAACCACAUUAUAA